Messenger RNA from Ahaetulla prasina, 2596 nucleotides. It is a transcript of the gene NSUN6, whose product is annotated as NOP2/Sun RNA methyltransferase 6. Gene Ontology annotation, molecular function: methyltransferase activity; RNA binding. Gene Ontology annotation, biological process: RNA methylation. Bases 248 to 1420 code for a protein of 390 amino acids. NCBI's taxonomy places the organism in Eukaryota, Metazoa, Chordata, Lepidosauria, Squamata, Colubridae. The transcript is spliced from 11 exons. The record is from RefSeq and is a predicted model, not a curated record.
AAAACGCCUCAUCAGUCUCAGCGCAGCUUGAUGCCCAGUAGGCGCAUGCCAAGUUGCAGCUACGCCUCUCCCUCCACCUCAGGAGAGAGGCGGCAACGGCGCCAAUGGUUGGGCUGGGCCGAAGCAGGGUAGGAGUUCCUUUAAGUGCCCCGGAUGAGGCCGAGCGGGCUGGCCGGAAGAAAGAAAGCAGAAGGUAGGAUCGAAGAAUGAGAUGUUUUCCUGAGAAAAAAGAAAAUAGAUUGGAGCUAUGUCUAUUUUCUGCAAAAUCUUACUGAAACCAGAGGUUGAGGAAUAUCUCAGGGCUACAUUUAAAAAUGAUGAGAUUACAACAUAUAUUGGUCCACAGAAAGCAGAAGAGAAAUAUGAGUCUUUGUUGAAUAACUUAGCGCACCCACCAGCUUUUACCAGUGUUCGAGUAAACACACAUUUGGGUUCUGCAGAAUAUGUAAGACAUCUGCUUUCCAAAGAAAUCCAAAAGCAAUAUGAAAAUCUUAGUGUUCCAGUUCUACAACAUCCAGAACUUCCUGACAUGUUGCUUAUUCCUGUUCUUGGACCCAGAAAGGAUCUGCAAAGAUUGCCAAAUGAAGUAAUUGUUGAUGCACAGUGUGGAAGUGCGGUGCUUCGUGGAGCACAUGUUUAUGCUCCUGGGAUUAUAUCUGCUUCAAAAUUCAUGAAAGCUGGCAGUGUGGUUUCUGUGUACUCUGAUAUUGAAGGGAAAUGCAAAAGAGGAGCCAAAGAGUUUUCCGGGAAUAAAGUUUUCAUUGGAAAUGGGAUUUCAGAACUGAGCCGCAAUGAAAUAUUUACUUCUAAUGGCCCAUUGAAAGGGCUGGGAAUAAAAAUGACUGAGCCAAUUUACCGUAGUCCCUCAUUUGACAAUAUGUUAUCCAGUUACGUAUUUUUACAGAAUUUGCCCUCAUCAAUUGUGAGUUAUGUUUUAAAUCCUCAGUCAGGACAGAGAGUCUUGGACAUGUGUGCUGCUCCCGGGGGCAAAACUACCCACCUUGCAACGCUAAUGCAUGAUAAGGGGGAAGUGAUAGCGCUGGACAAGAUAGCAGACAGAGUGAAAAAGAUUGAACAAAAUGCUGCAUUACUAAAUUUGAAUUGUAUCAAAGCUUUUUGUUAUGAUGGUACUAAGGCACUUACUGAUAGCAAAAUAGAGAAUGGACAAGGUAAUGUGACUUUUAACUAUUGUUCAUGGAAUAAUUACAGAGAUUGGGAGCCCCAUGUUGGAGGAGAAGGCAUGAUGGGAGCUGGACUGUCACCUGAGCAUCUGAAACUGCUACAGAGAUUUGAUCCAUCUGAAAUUAUUUUGCAGGGAAUUGACUAUUAUUCUUUGCAAAAUGUCAACUAUGAAGAUUUGAUACGUCUAGCAAACAAAGACUGUAUAGGAUUUUUUAUUGCAAAAUUUAUAAAAGUGUAGUGAAAAUUGCUUUAGACAUCAAUGUAAAUAAAUCUAUGCUUUCUUUUUAGCCUUUGGAGUAUUCCAAACUAUGCUUUGUGCUCCAGCUAUGUUGCCAAGCCAACAGCUGACGACAUAAUUGCCAUAGCAGCAGUAAAAUCAGCCAGCUGUUUCUCCUGGGAGAAAUCCUCAGGUUGGAGAAACAAGUCUAAGGAAAUGGGCCAUUGCAAUUUGGAAAGUUUCAAGUUUCAUUUGGUUUUACAUUAAGAACAGAUCACUAAUUAUGGAAACUUGUUUGCUCAGUUUACCCAUAUGGUUUUGUUUACUAUCACGCAUAGUAGUAAUCUUACUUUCAAACUAUACUAUACUGAGUUCAAAAUAAAGUUUGAAUGGAUUUUAAUACACUUUGUAACUGGGCUAUCAAAUUUGUAGCCCAUGGGCUGGAUGCAUCACGCGCUGGCCAUGCUCACACCCAGUUUAAGUCAUGAUACGUCAUAUGACGCCACCAUGAUGACGUGAGUUUGACACCCCUGCUUUAUAACAUCUUACAGAUUGCGUUUGCAAAACAAUUUUAUAAUAUUAAAGAGCUUCAUUUAAUCAGAACUGGUAUUAAGUGAGCAUCUGACUUCUUGUUAUUAUAAUUAAUCAUGCUUCUCCACAAAAUUAAGUGUUUGCCUGGGCCUAACAGCACAACGAUGCAUGUUCAUUUAUGAUCUCAGGAAUGCUGACUGUUCCAAAUCAGAUGUGUUGUGUUUGAUUCUGGAGCAGAACCAAAGAAGAAAUACUGAACUGAAGAAGCAAGGGAAACCUGUCUUCUGAAUACUCAUGUCCUUCUUAAAUUUUAGUUUCCCUUUAAAACCACUUAUUAGCAAAUUUUGCCAUGGAGAUAAAGCAGUUGUACAAUUGUAUAUGCAUUGUAUGAAAAACUCUCCACUAAGACCCAGUGUUUUAGUGCUUGGAUUUUAAUAUCUGUAUGUGUUAACAUUACCCACAUCAAAUUUGAUUUUAUUUUUCUUAUUCAUGGUCUCCUUCCUUAUUUUAGGAGCUGCCCCUCAAACAAAAGGAAGUCCACUAGUUUCAUACUGUAUCAUUUUGGUUACACUUUUUCAAGUUCUAUGUACCUUUUUGACACAUAUGAAUAAGAAUAGCAGACUUGCAUCUUUUAUUUAUAACUAAAUAAAUUUUAAUUAAAAUGUC